Ramularia collo-cygni is the source of this 1143-nucleotide messenger RNA. RefSeq names its product related to RNA polymerase II elongator complex, subunit ELP4. The coding region runs from base 1 to 1143 and encodes 380 amino acids. Gene Ontology annotation, cellular component: elongator holoenzyme complex; transcription elongation factor complex; cytoplasm. The transcript is spliced from 2 exons. The record is from RefSeq and is a predicted model, not a curated record. NCBI's taxonomy places the organism in Eukaryota, Fungi, Ascomycota, Dothideomycetes, Mycosphaerellales, Mycosphaerellaceae. Gene Ontology annotation, biological process: tRNA wobble uridine modification.
AUGGCUUUUCGCAAGCGUAACGUCACAGUCGGAAGCAGUCUCGCAAGCGCAUCGACGGUUAUCGAAUCAACGAGUGGAAUUCCAACGUCUGGCGUGCGUCCGUCGCCGUUGACUUCACAGCCAGUCACCUCGACUGGAGCACCGUCACUGGAUGGCCUGCUGGGCGGACAUGCAGGCCUUGCACUCGGCUCGAGUUUGCUUGUAGAAGAAAGUGGUUCGACGGACUUCUCUGGAGCGUUGCUGCGAUACUUUGCGGCGGAGGGCAUUUGCCAAGGGCAUAACGUGCACAUUGUAGGCGCCGGCGAACAAUGGGUCAGAGAAUUACCAGGCGUAUCAGACGACAAGGGCCGGGAUAAGCAUGCAAAGGUAGCCGAAGAAGAGAAGAUGAAGAUUGCAUGGCGAUACGAGAGGCUGGGCCAAGCCGGAGAAAGAGCACUCCCUGAUCGUGGCUCGUCUACCACAGCACUUGGAGGCACUCAGGUCACACCGUUCUGCCACACGUUCGACCUCACCAAGCGUCUAGUUGCCCCACCAGAUGCAAAGAUCAGCUACAUCGCCAUAUCGCCAUCCGCAACUUUCGACAGCAUACUUCAAUCAAUAUCUCGGAGUCUUGAUGCCUCGUCGCCAAACACAGUUCACAGAUUGAUCAUGCCAUCCAUGCUCAGCCCAGCUCUGUACCCACCGACUGCAGGCCGGCCAGAGCACCUACUAGGCUUCUUCCGAUCUCUACGCGCACUGCUACGGCAACACAGUGGCCGCCUGGUUGCGAUGAUCACUCUGCCGCUCGAACUGUAUCCGCGCAAUACGGCAUUGGUGCGCUGGGCAGAGAGCUUGAGUGACGGCGUCUUCGAGCUCACUCCUUUCCCACAUCUCAUGGACGCAUCGAAUGCUUUGGCCGAAAGUGGUGGUGCCAGAAGCGGUGACGAGCAGCCGCAAGGUAUGGUCAAGAUCCACAAGCUCCCCAUCAACACUGAACGCGGUGAGGGUGGUGCAGGGGCUGGAAAUAGCCUGGGCGAAGAUCUUGCAUUUACAGUCAGCCGCAGAAAGUUUGUGAUCAAGCCAUUCUCUCUGCCACCACUGGAGGGCGAUCAAGAAGCACAACAGGAAGCGGGUAAACUUACUGCCAAGGACAUUGAGUUUUGA